Messenger RNA from Thecamonas trahens ATCC 50062, 1644 nucleotides. RefSeq lists its product as uncharacterized. The transcript has a single exon. The record is from RefSeq and is a predicted model, not a curated record. NCBI's taxonomy places the organism in Eukaryota, Apusomonadida, Apusomonadidae. Bases 1 to 1644 code for a protein of 547 amino acids.
AUGGCCAAGGAUCUCGGCCGUGCUCUGCGUGAGCUGAAUGAGAUUCUGGUCGUUCUGGGCAAGCCGCCCAUGGACGGACCUGUUCUUCCAGACGCUCUGGAUUCCAGCAGUGAUACCACUUCUUCCACAGGUGCUGGUUUGGUUGGAGACAACCAUGUGACCGCUACGGAUGGGCCCGGCCAUGCUGAUGCUGACGAGGCAGGCGAAGAUGGUUCUGGUCGUGAUGAUGGCUCUGUUCAUGCUGUGGACAGCCUCGACGCCCUGGUUCUUGAAGAGGCGGCUGCGCAGGUGGCCCGUGCGGCGGUGGCGGCGCGCAAGGCGGUGGCCUCGGUCGAGCCGGACCUGGCGCAGAUCGUCAAGCUGUAUGACGAGCGGGCGCAGAACGCGGUCAAGGUGAUCCAGCUCGCCAGCGAGCUGCAGGUGGCCCGGAUCGAGGUCGAGGCCCAGGCCAAGUUGAAGGACAAGGCCGAGCGCGCGGCCGAGGCCGAGGCCCAGUUGCGGACGAGGGCCGAGAACGAGGCCGCCGAGCUGUCGUCGCGGCUGAGCGAGGCAUACACCCACAUCAAGACGAUGGAGGCCGAGAAAGACGCGCUGCAGCGCCGGGUCGGCGAGCUCUCGGCCGCCAUGCCGCAGAACGAGUCCGAGCGCGAGGCGCUGGCUGAACAGCUUGCUGAGCUGCAGGGUGAGCUCGAGGAGGCCAAGCAGUGGCAGCCGUCGGGCAUCGCCCAGUCGGUGCUUUCAGGCAUGUGGUGGACGGCCAAGUCGGCAUUUCAGCUCGCCUCGGACGGCAUGGGGCAGAUCAAGAACAAGACUCGGUCCAAGCCGGGUGUGUACACCCGUUACGAGACCCUACAGAUGGAGACCAUCCAGCGGUACUACGCCCGCCACAUCACCUCGGAGCUGCCGGACAUUCUCCAGACGCUUGUCGACGAUGCCGGCCUCUUCCGCGCCGCCACCGCGCCUGCCCACAUCCCCACCACUCAGGACUACCGAUUUGCCGAGUGGUCUCACAAGAUCGGCGCCGGCUUUCUCGCAGGCGUCGCCCGCAGCCUGGUCAAGAAGGUCUGUGAGUAUCAGGCCGAGCGCGCAGGUCGCUACUUUGGUAUCACCGGCUGCGGCUACGUCGACGACCCGACCAACCUCGUUCUUCGCGAGCUCAAGGACUGGCUUGUCGUGCUCUCCUCGUGCGACAAGACCGAGCGGACUCGUCUCGACAUUGAUGCCCGCUGCGCCUUUCUCGACGAGCUCAUUGACAACAACGUUUUUCAGUCGUCCGGCCGCUCUACCACCACUAUGACCGGCAUGCUCGCCGGCGUCCGCACCGAGCUUGCCUUUGUUCGCGAUCACUACGAUGACGACGAGGCCCUCGACCUUGAGCAGUUUGAGCUCCUCGCCGACGCCAUGGCCUCGGACAUGGGUGCAUCGACAGGCUCCAUGGCCCGCUCCGUCGCCGCCUCCUCCUCUGGCCUCGACCUUGCCCGCUCCUCGGCCGGCGUCAGGCUCCCGCGCGAUGUCGCCGCCUCGGCCGCCUCGCUCUCCAUGGACCCUCGUCCUCCCGCCGAGAGCCACACCACCAACAGCGGCGGCGGCAGCAACAACGACGACGACGACGACGACGACUUUGGCUUCCAGAUCCUCAGCUGA